AUGACAACAACAACCGGAAAUGAAGAAUUUGGUUAUGAAGUUUUGGUGAAGAAUAAAUUGUUAAAAGUACAACAUGAUUUGUCAUCAGAUUUUUCUGUUCAAACAUUAACUGUUCCUGUCAAGCAUCAUUGGCAUAUUAUUGGACCUAAAAGAAGUACUUUGAAUACAAUUAUUUAUAAUGACGGCAGUAAUGGUGGUGUUAUCGGUGCAUAUUCACCUGUUUCAUUAAAGGACCUUGUUAAAGAAGUUGAAAAAAUAAUUGAAGGAAUUAAUGAAAAAGUAGAAGAUGCUAAACGUAUUGAGAAUUUACAAUUUCAGAAAUCAACACUUCACAUAUUAUUAGUAAAGGAGGAAGCAAAAUAA
Molecule: messenger RNA, 363 nt
Organism: Entrophospora candida
Lineage: Eukaryota; Fungi; Glomeromycota; Glomeromycetes; Entrophosporales; Entrophosporaceae
Source: the annotation of a GenBank genome assembly